This is a messenger RNA of Globicephala melas (long-finned pilot whale), 2623 nucleotides long. It is a transcript of the gene TMEM248, whose product is annotated as transmembrane protein 248. Lineage: Eukaryota; Metazoa; Chordata; Mammalia; Artiodactyla; Delphinidae. The record is from RefSeq and is a predicted model, not a curated record.
GGUUAAGGUGGCGUUGGCGGUGGUGUUUUUUUCUACCCGGAAACUACGACUGCCGGACCCGGACCCCAACCCGUGUCGCGGCGGCGCGAGCCCGACUGGCUUCUGGUCUUCGCGUCGGCCCCGCGGAGCCGGACGCUGCCCCCGGCGCGGCGGGGAGGAUGGUACCGAGCGGCCCCGGGCCCGCCGCGCGCCGCUGCGAGUGGAGCUGAUCAGAAUAAUGUUCAACAUCAACCCCCUGGAGAACCUGAAGGUGUACAUCAGCAGCCGGCCCCCCUUGGUGGUCUUUAUGAUCAGUGUAAGCGCCAUGGCAAUAGCUUUCCUGACCUUGGGCUAUUUCUUCAAAAUCAAGGAGAUCAAGUCACCAGAAAUGGCAGAGGAUUGGAAUACCUUUCUGCUGCGGUUUAAUGAUUUGGACUUGUGCGUAUCAGAGAAUGAAACACUAAAGCAUCUCACAAACGACACCACAGCUCUGGAAAGCACAGUGACCAGCGGCCAGGCCAGGAUGUCCACCCAGUCCCCACAGUCCCUGGAGGAUUCAGGCCCAGUGAACAUCUCAGUUGCAAUCACACUAACCCUGGACCCACUCAAACCCUUUGGCGGGUACUCUCGCAACGUCACCCAUCUGUACUCGACCGUUCUCGGGCAUCAGAUUGGACUCUCAGGCAGAGAAGCCCACGAGGAGAUAAACAUUACCUUUACCCUGCCCACAGCCUGGAGCUCGGACGACUGUGCCCUUCACGGCCACUGUGAGCAGGUGGUGUUCACAGCCUGCAUGACCCUCACAGCCCACCCUGGCGUGUUCCCUGUCACUGUACAGCCGCCGCACUGUGCUCCUGACACCUACAGCAACGCCACGCUCUGGUACAAGAUCUUCACAACUGCCAGAGAUGCCAACACAAAAUAUGCUCAAGACUACAACCCUUUCUGGUGUUACAAGGGGGCCAUUGGAAAAGUCUAUCAUGCUUUAAACCCCAAGCUUACAGUUAUUGUUCCAGAUGAUGACCGCUCAUUAAUAAACUUGCACCUCAUGCACACCAGUUACUUCCUCUUCGUGAUGGUAAUAACGAUGUUUUGCUAUGCGGUUAUCAAAGGCAGACCCAGCAAACUGCGUCAGAGCAAUCCUGAAUUUUGUCCUGAGAAGGUGGCUUUGGCUGAUGCCUAAUCCCACGGCUGCCGUUUUCUGAGAGAGACUGAGAGAACCAUAAUCAUUGCCUGCUGAACCCAGCCUGGGCCUGGACACUCUGUGAAUACAUUAUCUUGCAAUGUUGGGUUAUUCCAGCCAAAGACAUUUCAAGUGCCUGUAACUGAUUUGUAUAUAUUUAUAAAAAAUCUGUUCAGAAAUUGGUCCAAUGAUGCACGUGCUUCGCACUGGGCACCGCCAGAACCCUUCAGCCUCACCUGCGGACUUGGCGGGAUGAUCCUGAGUAGCGCCGGAGAGGAUUCGUGACCUCGCCGUCAGAGCAGGCCAUGCUGUCUUUCCCAGGGUCCCAGAGGCGCUUCACUGCUGGUGGGGUUGAGGUUUGCUUUGGUUCUUGUUUCAGCCCGAUCUGUACAGAAUGUUCAAAACAGUCUGCACCUUUGAUAUGAUACUGCAUUUCCAAAGCCACCCCAAUCCAUUUUGUGGAUUUUAUGUGUCUGUGGCUUAAUAAUUAUAGUAACAACAAUAAUACCUUUUUCUCCAUUUUGCUUGCAAGAAAACAUACCUAAGUUUUUUUUCCUUUGAAGAAAAAAAAGUCACAUUUUAAUACUAUAAUUAAGACAGAUUUGUGCUUUUAUGUUGAGUAAAAAGUUAAAUAUUUAAAAGUCACCUACAUGGUACAGAUCUAAGUUUCAUUUUCCACGUGGACAGCGAGGAAUUCGGUCUUGUUUGAGUUGAGUUGGCACAGAAUGUUCCACUGUCUUUUUCUUCUCUGUUGUCCCUUCCCUCCAUUAUAAAAGUUAAAACAGCUUCCUCGCUCAAAAGGGCUUAAAAAUGAAGUACACACGGCUCUAGAGUGAAAACGAGCUGUUCUCUUCUGGAAUGCAGAUGACAGUAUGGAGAGAGAGGGUGAUGAGUCGGUCUAAUAGUUAUGACAGGGUUUCUUGUUUUCUUUGAAGAGGGGAUGGGUUUUCUUUCCUGGGUGUUCUUUGGUUUUUUGGCAUUUAUUUUUAUGCAAUUAACAUUCUCAGAAGGAAAUGGCAACUAGUAGUAGAUCAGUAACAUUAAGUAAACGAUGCCUGUGAAAUUUGAAGGAAAGCAAUUCUGAUUUGCCAUUUAUCGGGAAAACCAAAAGCGUUUUUCUUUCCUAUAACAUUUUGAUGAUCUAAUUCCUUUAUCCCUGUUUUCCUUCCAAACCAUCUUCAUUUUAAAACAGUUGUGCAUCUUUUCCAGCCCUUUCUUGUUACUUGUAUUCUUACCAUUUUUCUUUUCCUUAAUAGCUUUUUGCCUUAACCCAUAGUCAUUAAUGAUUUCUGUGUUCUCCCAAGCCAUGUUAUAGCAGAAGGGCAGUUAAAACCUUGGGCGCGACUGUCAGUCAGCACUUUUUUCUCUUAACUCCAGGUCUGUAUUCUGUUCUAAAUUAGAACCAGCCCUGCAGUCUGAAAUAUAUUGGCCUAGAACAUUUUAUCCCAGGCUUUUUUUUUU